Messenger RNA from Caenorhabditis elegans, 2475 nucleotides. RefSeq lists its product as uncharacterized. The coding region runs from base 24 to 2381 and encodes 785 amino acids. Lineage: Eukaryota; Metazoa; Nematoda; Chromadorea; Rhabditida; Rhabditidae. The record is from RefSeq and is marked reviewed. The transcript has 5 exons.
UACAUUUAUCAUCUGCACCGCUCAUGGUAAAUAUGAGAAUUGACACGUGUCUUCGUAUUCUGUUGCUAUUCAAUUUCUAUACAGUUACACCUAUGGAUUAUGAUAUUCCGGAAAAAUCCAAGCUCGACUUCAUCACUGAAAAACUGUCCCGAGCCGCUCGUCUGUUCUCCAGCAUUACUCUGUUCAACAAUCUUACAACUGGCCAUGUCGACGAGGAUGAUUUGAUUGCCGAACUUCUGAAUAUUGAGACUGGUAACCUUGAGGCUGUGGAAAAGUAUGAUAAAGCGAAAGCGGAUGUAUUUAUUAAACAAUUCAACGACACGAAAUCUAAGUUGGUUUAUUCGAGUGAUCAUUUCUAUUUUCUUUAUUGGAAUACAAUUCAAUUAAUAUGGAACAGCAUUAGCAAUUUGAGCAUGCACUCUGAAAAUAUCAGAUGGAACGAUAUAGCUGAUAUUUCUAACUGGAAUAUUGAAUGGUUCAAGGGUGGAAAUCCAAUGGAUUUAGUCAGAACAAUAAGGGAUAAAACUUCAUCGCUAGGUGAGAUUAAACCCCAAUUGAGGAAAUUGGCAUCCGCUCUCACAAAGGCGCCUACCAUAAAUACGCUGAAAAUGGCAAUUGCUACUAUGGAGAAGUUGAAACCAUUCUACAAGUUGGUCGAGAUUUCCGUACAUGUGAAGAAAGCAGCCGAAAUGCAUGACUAUUCAUUAUUCGAUGCUCAGUUUCGGAGCAAUGUCGAAGCCUUGGAGAGCUUGUUUUCUGCAACAACCCCCGAAAUCAAUGGAAUCAUCAGUGUGCUGAAUUCUCACUUCUCGCGUUCUCUACCGCCUCGUACAUCAACAUUUGGCUUCCUGGACGGAUUCAAAGAUUUCAAGCAACUUUUCAAGGAUACUGUUGAUACUUGGUUACUGGAUGUAGUUGGAUCUCACAAUAACCUCAGGAGUGUUCGGAAAUUGAUUCGGUUGAAAGAUGAGUUUCGGAGCAUUGACGACAAAUGGAUGAGUCUCAAUAAACAGGAGCAUUAUUUAUUCAUGCAUCGCAUUGCAAACAUUUCAUAUUGGCUUAGCGACUUUGGAAAUGUCUCCACUUUUGAUUCGCUUAUCAAAAAAACUACUAAAGCAUGUGGGUCAAUUAGGUAUGUCAAUUCAGAUAUUCCAAAUUUUGAAUACAAGCCGCGUUUUCCACAAAAACUUCAUUUGAUUGGAUAUAUAGUGCAAAUUAUAAAUAAUAAAAAUGGGAUUUUGGACAAAAUCGAUGAUAUUUCUGAUAAAAACUCCAGCGACUUCAAACAGAUUUCCGAAUUGAUUAUGAGCCUUCAACAUAAUUUUGAAGUACUGCGAAAUGGUGAUAUGGAUGGAGAACUUAUUGAAAUGAUGGAAUUUCAAAAUGUUGUACCUGAAAUUGUAUCGGGUACCAAAGGGAGAAGUCUCCUAUCUUGGCUGAAAUGUCAGAAGAACUUCAGUAUGGAAAGUGUCGGUUCAACCGCAAAGCUGUCAGUUGAAGUGUCCACCACCGACUAUGCAACUUUUGAAACCAGUUUUAAUGAAGUUGCAAAGGUAGUAGAUACGACAUCGGGGUCUGUGAAUAAUAUUCGCUCGCUUUUGAAAGAAAUUAAGAAUCAAACUACAUCUGAUCUCAGUAACUUGAAAAACUUGGGAAAAUACUCGAAAACAUUUGGAGAGGCUGUGAAAGCAUUGGUUUCUAUCAAAAAAGCAUUCGAUCACAAGGAUGAUUUUGAGAAGUUUAUUGAGAAAGGACUGGAGGUUAAAAAGAUAAUCGAAAAAUUAGGAGACUCCUACUACACACCACUCUUGAAGUCUUUCUCGGGAGACUUUGGACAUACAGUUCUCGAAAUCGCUACAUAUUUCUAUAAGGUCAACACGUGGGAGGAUCGAAUUGUUGACCCGAAAAAACUGAAGUUCCAUCAAUUUGGGGACUGGCUAGCAAAAUUGGCUAGUUUCGAAGACAUAGAUCUACAUUUGGAGAAUCGAUUGAUGCUAGGUUCAUGGUGUGCUAUUCCAAAAACACAGUACUCCGAAAACACAGAGUUGAAAGGAGCAUUGAAGGAAUUUGAAGAAGCGACAUUUGCACUGUCAAAGCUGGAUCUUAAAUUCUCCGUCUACAAGUCCUCCCUUCUCGCAAUGCCAAGAGUUAUGAGACAAAUUGAGAAAGUGCUUAAGAACGAGACAAUCGAAGUGCAACCAGAAUCUAUCAAGUCUGCAUAUCAUGGUCCAAAAGUUGUAUCCACUAUUUAUCACGAAUUGACCAUUUUCCUUAUCGCUUAUGCCGCUGGAAACCUAUUGAUUGGUGCGAUUUGGUGUUAUUGUGAGGAAGACUGCUUGAUCCAUGUAUUGAAACGUCGGUAUUAUAAUAAGUUCGAUUAAAGCUCUUGAAUGCUGAAGAAGACCCAAUAUUAAAUAUAAAGAGUCCUGAGUCAAGUUAACUUUGCUGUGAUGAAUAAACUUGAUUGAAAUUCUU